This is a messenger RNA of Lactuca virosa, 1527 nucleotides long. The record is from the annotation of a GenBank genome assembly. NCBI's taxonomy places the organism in Eukaryota, Viridiplantae, Streptophyta, Magnoliopsida, Asterales, Asteraceae.
AUGCCGAUAGAGAUGCCGAAAGGGCUACCGUUCUCGGUGGACACAUGGACGCCAUGUUCGAAUAGAAAGAGACAUCAUUUUUUAACACACGCCCACAAAGAUCACUCUCAAGGAAUCUCAACUCACUCUUCUUUUCCAAUUUACGCUACCCGUCUCACAAAAUCCCUCACUCUCAACUAUUAUCCGCAGCUUAAUGAGUCGUUAUUUGUGGAUAUUGAGAUUGGUCAGCCGAUUGCUAUUAAUGAUCCCGUUGAAACUUUUACGGUUACUGCCUUUGAUGCGAAUCAUUGCCCUGGUGCAGUCAUGUUCUUGUUUGAGGGCACAUUUGGUAAUAUCCUUCACACAGGAGACUGCAGACUAACACCCGAGUGUUUACAAAGAUUACCCGAAAAAUAUUUAGGCAAAACAUCAAGAGAACCCAAGUGUCAACUUGAUUAUAUUUUUUUAGAUUGCACAUUCGCGACAUUUUCUUCAAAGAUGCCUAGCAAACAUGUUGCAAUUCGCCAGGUUAUUGAUUGCAUAUGGAAGCAUCCGGAUGCUCGAGUGGUGUACCUAACAUGUGACCUUUUAGGUCAAGAAGACAUACUUGAAAAUAUCUGCAAAACUUUCGGGUCAAAAAUCUUUAUAAACAAAGAAAACAACCUCGAAUGUUUCCAAUCUCUAUCUCUAACCAUACCCAACAUCCUUUCACAACACCCAUCUUCAAGAUUCCAUCUUUUUGAUGGAUUUCCAAGACUUUCUGAAAGAGCAGAAGCAAAAAUAAUUGAAGCCCGGGCUAAUUUUCAACCCGACCCUCUUAUAAUCCGCCCUUCCGCCCAGUGGUAUGUCUUCGAGGACGUGUCUUCUGAAUCCGAAAAACGAAAAAACAUUCGAUUUAAAGAAGCAAUCAGGGAUAAUUUUGGAAUUUGGCAUGUUUGUUAUUCGAUGCAUUCGUCUAGGGACGAACUCGAGUGGGCCCUACAAUUACUUGCACCGAAACGGGUGGUUUCCACCACCCCUGAGUUUCGGGCCAUCGAGCUUGGGUACGUGAGACGCCAUUGUUCUUUUGACAAUUUAGCCCCUGAUGAUCCUGUUUGGAAGCUUCUAGAUAUUGAUCUCGAGGCUCCAUUGGUCAAUGAAGACAUACAAGAGGAAGUUACGAUCAAUAAGAAAGAAAUGUCGACCGUUUCUUCUCCGGUCAAAGGGCCGUGUUUGACAUUGUUUGGAAGAGCGAGGGCUGGACUCGGGAAUUCUACACUAAGUUAUGAAGACUUAGUCAAACCCGAAAUCCCGACCCAGAAUGUGGAUGAAGUGGGUUCGGAUGGGGAAGUUCCGGAAGGUCAACAUGAUGGGUCAAAGUUAAACGGGCUAACGAAAGGAAUCGGAAAACGGACAACUGCUUAUUCACCAACGGUAACAUCAAACGGAGUUAAUGAGAAUAUACGGAAGUUGUACAGAAGUAUGCAUAUUCCGGUUCCUAAACCACUUCCUUCUUUAGUGGAUCUAUUGAAUAAUAGAAAACGAGCCAAAAGAAGUUUCAUGUUGUAG